This is a messenger RNA of Cylicocyclus nassatus, 882 nucleotides long. NCBI's taxonomy places the organism in Eukaryota, Metazoa, Nematoda, Chromadorea, Rhabditida, Strongylidae. The record is from the annotation of a GenBank genome assembly.
AUGAUUUCGUCGUGGGUGGCUGUUCUACUAUUUUCCUAUGCUGGUGCUGCAUUAGCUCAAUUUUACGGGUCUCUAGGAGGAUAUGCAUGUUCUCAGCCAACCUUGUAUAUGCAGUGCCAAUGCCCUUCGUUCUGCAACUCUUAUGGUAGUGCCCCUGGUGGCUACAGUACUAUGUAUGGUAGUGGAUAUGGUGAUAGAUAUGGUGGCGGAUACGGUGAUUCGCUUCCUAGACGUCACAAGAAACGAAGACAUCAUAAGAAGAAGAAGUUCCGUUUUGAAACUGCUGAGGAGCCAGAAGAGGAACUACCCGAGCCUCCAUCAGAGCUAGAGGAGAGACGCCCGUCCCCAUCGAAGUUAUCGGAAAGGCACCCGCCACCAUCGGAACCAGAGGAAAAGUCUGGCAACUCUAAACAUUCUUGGGAAAAUAAGGACGAAUGGGAGAAGAAAUUUGUCAGCCAAAAAUCAAAGAAUAAGGAACCUGUAUUCGGUUCCGACGAGUUGCCAGAGAUAGAUAGUGAGGAGAUAACAUCUGCAAAAGGUCGCGCGGAUACUUCCGCUCUAUCUCCAGCUGCCAAUGCCCGUGAUAGAGUAAGUCCGGCAGGAGAAUCUGGUGGUGUUGGAGUUCCAUCCAGUGUGGAUAACACUGGUGGCGGCGGACCUGUAGCGAGUGGAUCGUCAAGGUUAGGUGGAGGAGGACUCGGAUCUUCCGGGUUUGGUGGAGGCAGCGGGUCCUCGGGAUUCGGUAGUGGCAGUGGAUCGUCCGGAUUAGGUGGCUUGGGUUUAGGUAACGGCGGUCUCUUUGGCAUCUCAUCAGGGAUAGGUGUCGGCGUACCAGGAGUUGGACCUAUAGGUGUUAGUAGUGGAUUAGGAAUAGGACGGUGA